Messenger RNA from Suillus discolor, 531 nucleotides. RefSeq lists its product as uncharacterized. Lineage: Eukaryota; Fungi; Basidiomycota; Agaricomycetes; Boletales; Suillaceae. The transcript has 2 exons. The record is from RefSeq and is a predicted model, not a curated record. Bases 94 to 531 code for a protein of 145 amino acids.
CCGAAGGACGUACAGCGUCCUCAUAUUGUUCAUUGGAACUCGACUGCUCCCCCGCCACGCGAAUGCUUAGCCAAUGACAAACGACGUACCCCAAUGCUUCUGUCUAUACUCUUUAAUCGCAAGGUUCGACGAUCUAAUAACUCAGCUCGGAGUGUGACCAUAUUCAUCGCUGGAGGUGUCAGUGGGGUGAUGGUUGCAGCGAUGCAUGCCCUGGGCUGGAAUUUUGCGUUUCCGAGCCACGCGGAGCGGAUAGUGUGGCAUACAGCUUUCGUUGGGAAAGCAUGUUUGUCGUUAACGAUGUGGUCCCUCUGGUAUUUGGACGCGCAGCCAUCGGAGUACAAUGGAUUAUCGGGUAAAGCCCUAUAUUUCCUUUCAGUUAAUCUCAUGAAGAUUAUUGGAUUUCUUGGCACGAUAUACGUCUUUGCACGUCUUACAGUGAUUACACUUACCAUGCUGAGCUUACGAUCGCUACCUCAGGGUGUAUACGAUACAGUAGGUUGGACCAAGUUUAUUCCACAUGUAGGUAUGUAG